AUGUUGAUACCGAUCACAAAGCUAUUAUUUUGUCUACUAAUAUCGAUAAACUGCGUUUUGGCACAAGAGAAAGCCGAGGUCAACAUUCGAGUCUCCGGCGCCUGUAGUCCAAUUUACCUUCAACGAAAGGGGAUUGAUGUCACCAAAUAUCGACCAUCGAUUCGCUUCAAUCCGGAUAAAGUGCAGCUCAUUCCAAAGAAUCCGAUCAUUCCCGGGUGCAUUAAAAUCAAAGCUGAAGGAGUUGAAAUCACAAAACCCGUGAAGAAUCUGGUAGCUGAGAUCGAGAUGCGGAUAGGAGGCACACCCGAUCCAAACAACCCCACCCUGCCAUGCAACAAGAAAAUCGACGAAAAAGUCAAUCAAUGUCCGUGUGCGAAAUUGGAUAAUACAUGUGUGUUCUGUGACUUCUGUCGUCAGCUGAAAUCCCAAACCCAGACUCACAUCACGGCGACAAGACGGCAACCAAGUGGAAGAAAAAGCAUUGAUGAUGAUUGUAAAUGUGAUGAGAUGCAACCCGGAUUGUACGACAUUGAGACCGAGAUGUGCACCCCGGAGAUCGAUGACGCGAAAGAGUAUAUUCCGCCAGAGAUACAGAACAGUGUUCUUGAUAAGAGACCGAUCUCAAUGUUCAUCACAGUCUAUUUGAUGGAUUUGGAGCAACGGGGUACAAAGGAAAGCUAUUUGUCCGCGUUUGGAAAAGCGAUUUUGCAGAGACGGAUGGCUCAAUCGACAGUCGCGUGUUUCUUGCUGGGAAUCGACGUGAAGCUUGCAUUUCCCUCGUUGAAUCUU
Messenger RNA from Mesorhabditis belari, 789 nucleotides. NCBI's taxonomy places the organism in Eukaryota, Metazoa, Nematoda, Chromadorea, Rhabditida, Rhabditidae. The record is from the annotation of a GenBank genome assembly.